Molecule: messenger RNA, 2035 nt
Organism: Colletotrichum destructivum
Lineage: Eukaryota; Fungi; Ascomycota; Sordariomycetes; Glomerellales; Glomerellaceae
Exons: 3
Coding region: 766-1713 (315 amino acids)
Biological process (GO): ribosomal large subunit biogenesis
Cellular component (GO): preribosome, large subunit precursor
Source: RefSeq, a predicted model, not a curated record
CAGUAUUCCUAAAUUAGAUUAAUUGGCAACGAAUCAACUACUUUACAGAUCUACACCAUAACCAGCAAAACAUCAAAUCGGAGCAGAAGACCCUGAAGUAUAGGCUUCAAUAAUCUUCGUCGAAGGCGUAUGUCUGAUUGUUACUGCUUGUACCAGAGCCGAACCAGAUCAUCAAUACAUUCCCGGCAGCUGCUGUGCCUCUUGCGCCUGUUCACUGAAAGCAAGACCCUAUGUGUUUCUUAAUCCGGGGUUGCAGCAUUUAAGGGGGCUGUCCCAUUCAUCGCCGGCUCAAGGGGAAAGACAACCACGGUCCCGUACAGGGUAAUGAGUCGUUCCUGACUCAUCUUUCCGACUCUUUUUUCCGACUCUAGCCUGUUCUCGUGGCAAGCCUCGCUUGUAUGACCUCCAUCGAACCCACACAAACGGCGUGUUGCUAAUCUCUUUGCGCCCUGCAUGAUGCAGUCAUCGGCAACUUACUUGGAUAGGAAGGUGGGCAACCAACAGGACUCAGACUUGCAGAGUUCAGGACACACACACACCCACCCCCACCGGGGAAGCCCUCCAACAAGGCGUCGUUGGACUGAUCUUGUGAUGAUAAUCUGCGACACUCCCAUUGAUUUCCCUAAUGGUUGCUACCUUGGAUUCUCGGUCUUAUCUUCCCGUGUUCGAGGCUUUGUUUCUUGGGCUUCAUCCUCUUAACAGCUGCAGAACCACAACAGGCCGUAACCUCCCAUCCAGUGAAUUGGCUUCUGCUUCAAAUUCAACAUGUCAAACAGAAUCCUCGACCUCUCGGCCAUUGUGGCUGAUUUCCACGACCAAAGCAAGUUCUCUUCUUGCUCCAGGUCAGACAGGUCCGGCGAGGCUGUUCCAAAUCCCAGCCCAGAAUUUCUCCAGGAGAAGCUAUCGCAGCUUGACCUGACCGACUUAGGAGGCGAAGAAAAAACCGUCACAAAACCUUUUGGCCCUGCGCAUUGCCUCUUCUGCAACCAACGAAGCGCAAAUCUCACAGAGAACAUGAGCCACAUGCAGAAGCGCCACGGUCUUUUUGUCCCAAGCCCGGAUAAUCUCAUAGUCGACCUUGAGACGCUGGUGGGCUACUUCCAUCUGGUCAUCUUUGAGUAUGCCGAGUGCCUCUUUUGCGGUUCCGUGCGAAACUCCCCGCAGGCAGCCCAGCAGCACAUGGCCGGCAAAGGCCACUGCCGUAUCGACAUCUCGAGAGAAGGGUCGGAGUUUAGAGACUUUUACGAUUUUGACGCCGGUUCGGGAACAGAGUCAAACGAAGAUGCGAGCGAGGGUAGAAGCACAAAGGGAGAUGCAUUCGUCGAACUGGACGAGCAGACGCGACGCUUGGCCUCGGGCAAGAUCCUCUCCCAUCGGAGCAUCAAGAAACCCCGAGCGCAUCGAUCCAUCCAGGUGGCUGCUCAGGAUAGGGGCGACGCAUUGUUGGAAGAAGAUAAGACGCCAACAAGUGAACAGUCAACUGCCCUGAUGUCGGGCAUGAACCACAGAGGGGGGUUGAAGGCGGCGGAGAAGCGGGAUGCACUCUUCGACAAGCAGCUGGUCACCCUACGCCCCGGAGACCGACAAGCGUUGAUGCAUCUGCCUCUCCCGCAGCAGAGAGCCCUGGUGGCCAAGGCCAAGAAGCAGCAAGAGAGGUGGAACCGGGAGCAGAUGGCCCAGGAGAUCAAGCGCCAGCUGAAAGCCAAUCCGUGAGAUGAGUGAGCUAUGAGGCUAUGAGCUACGUCCUCUAUUGUACGACAAUAACGGAAGAGACGGAGUGGACGCACCCCACUGGCUGGAGCCGAACGGGAUUUCUGUGCAUCGUAGGGGUCAACAUCAGCCGCACUCGGCGACGUUUUGCGGCCAUGUGGACGGCGGGGGACACAUGGCCUGGCGUUCUCCGGGAUGUUCUUGGCAUGCAUGUCUUAGCUUCUCGGUGGCGCGAGGAGCCACCUCAGCUCUCGCUCCUACAAAUACUUAGUUCGGAGCACUUUCAGCUCCUCAAGCUUUGGAAAAAGACGACCUCCAAGUCAGU